Messenger RNA from Ooceraea biroi (clonal raider ant), 1466 nucleotides. RefSeq names its product cytochrome c oxidase subunit 6B2. Lineage: Eukaryota; Metazoa; Arthropoda; Insecta; Hymenoptera; Formicidae. The record is from RefSeq and is a predicted model, not a curated record. Gene Ontology annotation, molecular function: 5'-3' exonuclease activity; 3'-5' exonuclease activity. Gene Ontology annotation, cellular component: mitochondrion; respiratory chain complex IV.
CAAUUCCGUACGAUCAUGCUGGAACAUCUCUCGUAUGUUACAACGUGUGACUAGACCGUGUGCCCGCAAAUUGCCGCAAACGCGAGAGCUCUCCUCGACGUGCAUGACGUAACGAAUUCGUCGGCUGGCGCGGUGUUUCUUAGUGGCCAUUUUGUUUCCGACAGCACGGCUGAUUAAGGUGUAUCCGUGUACGUCCAUCCUUCAGUUUGGCCCGGCCACGUGAUGGACUCAAAGCGGUACGAACGCAGCUCCAGGUCGAAUACCAAAUCGCCACCUGCUCCGCCCUCGCCUCCCAUGUAUAGCACAAGUUACAGCACAUCGACACACGACGGCCACAAGGGCAGAGUCAGCUCGCGGCGCUCUCCCUCGCCUACCACGGAUCAUCAUCGGAGCAGUAGAUCCUCGCGGAACGACUCGCCGCUCCAGGAGCGGCGCAGGCGCCGUCGCAGCAGCUCCAGGUCGUCCCCGGUGCGGUCCCACCGAAGGUCCAGGUCCAACGACAAGGACCGAGACCGCGAUCGCGAUCGCGAUCGCGAUCGUGAUCGGGACAGGUCGCGAAAGUACUCCAGAAGGGACAGAUCGCGGUCGAGAUCGCGCGGUAGAUCCCGCUCGCGGGACAGGAGACGAAGCCGCAGUCGUAACCGCAGCAGAGACCGGCACAGAUACCGAGAGAGCCGCAAGCACCACACCAGGGCACCCUCGUACGAAUCAGACGCGUUGGAUGACCAUGGAGAGGGGGCGGGGAUGGCGAUGUAUCAGGCAGCGGCCGUAGCACCGCAACCGAACGCCUUCAAGAACGACGGUAGCUUUAUGGAGAUGUUCAAGAAGAUGCAGGAGCAAAUGCAACCCACUGCACAGAAACCUACCACCUCCGUGCUGGAAGAGAAGCCCGUGGUGCCGCCACCACUGAUGGUAGGUAAGAGAAGAGGCGGCAGGAUCCUAAAGACCGGCAUGGUGGCGAAGCCAAAGACGGAACAGACGGUGGAGCAGCCGAAGGACGCGUGGUCGCUCUACAUGGCGGAAGUGAAAAAGUAUCGGGAAGUUUGUUGCCAGGAGGAGGACAACACGCGACCAUUGGUCAAAUAGCUCGAACAUUCCGCGUCGCCCGUUCUUUGCGUACUACGGUUCUUUAUCUUUCUUCUAAGACGUCUAUAGUUAGUUAACGUUACCCUUGGUAAAAGAAAAUAUAAAAGAAAGCUUCGGAAGACGCUACUUCCGCAGACACCUUUCGUCCGUUUUGUUUUCACCGCGAACCUCGCGAUUCCUCUGUAAACGGAAAUCUGAACGAGAAAGACACGAAAGGAGACAGUGCCGUGAGAAACGGACGCAUUUGUGAUAUACUGUGUGUCGCGUGUGUGUUCUGAGAGACGUAUGGACGAGAGCGAGAGAGAAACGUAGAAUUUACAUUUGUGGGCGGAAAAAAAGGGGGAUAGAACGAGGGAGAGAAAGAGAGAGAGAGCGAGAAA